This is a messenger RNA of Schizosaccharomyces cryophilus OY26, 1356 nucleotides long. Its product is annotated as WDR89 family WD repeat protein. Lineage: Eukaryota; Fungi; Ascomycota; Schizosaccharomycetes; Schizosaccharomycetales; Schizosaccharomycetaceae. The transcript has a single exon. The coding region runs from base 208 to 1203 and encodes 331 amino acids. The record is from RefSeq and is a predicted model, not a curated record. Gene Ontology annotation, molecular function: protein binding.
CUCCCAUUGCACGUAUACGCUCCGUAGUUAAACCACUCCUAGAAAGACCUUGCCAUUUUCUAUUGCUAUAGACAUUUAUAAGUUUUUUGGUUGAAUACUAUAAAACUAAAAUAAAAACAAAAAAGUUGUGCUCUAGUCUUUUUCUGUCUUUCUCUUCACCUUCCUUGUAUACUUAAAAUAUAUAUAUAUAUAUAUAUAUUGAACCCGAUGGUUGCCGCAAGCUCUUCGGUUAGAAUUGGAAACGAUGCUGAGACGUAUGUGUUUGACAUAGCUCAACUAAAAGACCAUAUUGCUGCUAGUUGUUCUAAUGGUACCUGGGCUUGUUAUGAUAAGACUACUUUACGAGAGGCAUUCAAAGUCCCGAAAGCUCAUUCCAAUAUCACUGGUAUUGUCAGUUAUGAGCAGCAUAAUGGAGUGUUAACGUGCGGUACUGAUGGAAAGUUGCAACUUUGGGAUAUACGAAAUUCAUCAGCUAAGCCAGUUCGAACUUGGUCCUCAGAGUCGGUACCCUUUACGUGUUUGGCGACCAAUCGAGCGGAACAAAUAGCAGUUGGUUCUGAAUUAACACGUUCGUUAGCUUCUAUCUUCCUGCUAGAUGCUAGAAGCGAGCAAAAGAUCAUUCGUCAAUGGAACGAUGCUCACAACGACGAUAUAACUAGUUUACAAUUUCAUCCUAAAGAUAAUAAUUUAUUACUUUCUGGGUCUGUGGAUGGACUGGUUAAUCUUAUUGACAUUACUAAAGAUGAAGAUACAGAGAAUGCCGAUGAAGAUCCGUUGUUGCAUGUUAUAAACCAUGAAGCAUCUAUUCAUCUUGCUCGCUUUCUAGGUAAACGAAGAGUUUUGGCACUGUCUCAUAUGGAAUCUUAUGCUUUAUACAAGUUGAAGCGUGAUUUGGAUGACAAAACAUGGACAAGUAAAGAAGUCGCUUCUGACCAAGACUUACGACAGUCGCUCCCAUGCAGUUAUGUGAUUGAUGCUUUCCCUGGUAAUGAUAAGCACAGCUACAUGCUGGCUUUUGGUACUUUUUCAAGUAAUGAGACACAUUUAGCUUCUUUGGAUACGGAUACUGGCGAAAUAAAUAAAGAAAACGUCGUGUUUGAAAGGAUGAGUACUGAGAUUUGUCGGGCUAUCACUUAUGAUUCUAAAAAUCACGUCUACUAUACAGGUGGUGAAGAUGGCAUGCUACAGUGUUUCGCAGUAUGAUUCCAAAGUUUAAAGCUUAGAAAAAGAAACAUAUAAAAUAGACAUCAUUAUUUAUUUAUUUUUAUCGCUACUGGUAGUUUUGAGUAGGAACAUCACAAUAUAUAAUGUCAUGUACUUUGGCAUCAUUGCCUUAAAGGGAUCAAUGGAUCUGUU